AUGCUAUCAAGGUUACCUCCCGAAGUAUCUCUCGAUAUCUUUGGUCUCCUGGAACUUCGCCAUCUUGCACGUUGUCUCCGAGUAUGCCGGGAAUGGCAUCACUUCCUGAUCAAGGCCCCUUCGCUAUGGAAUCACUUGAACCUUCGACGCCAUCUUGUCUCCGGUCUUGAUGCCACCACUUUUGAGACGUAUCAGUACGCGUUGAAGAACUACAUCAUGUGGGCCGGUUCCCAUCUCAAGACAUUGCGACUUGACUUUGAGUUGUCUGAAGUCUAUGGCACUUUGGCGUUACAACUGGUGGCUACCCAUGGUUGCAAACGGCUGGAACGACUCGAGUUGAACAAUACGGCAGGACCAGAGGAAACGCUAUUGAUGCUUCGAGCCUUACGCAGCAUGGGAACGAUCACCAGCUUGACAUUUUUACAAUUGUAUUGCCUGAAUAUGACCUUGUACGAUAUCGACACCAUCCUCUUUACCAACUUUCCAAAUCUUCAAUACCUGGAUCUAUCCGAUUCAUGCAUCCAUGACACCUCUUAUUAUCACCAUCACAACAAGAACACUAUGGCAACGACCACCAAUAUACGAGAACUCACAUUGAGUAAUAUUGAACGAGGUUCAUCAUCCGUAUUCGAGUAUCUUUUACGAUCAUGUCCAAAACUCGAGCGUCUUAAUUGCUACAAUGCCAUUCCAUCUUAUCACAUCAUCCAACUUUUAAGUCAAUACCACGCAUCUCUCACCACCCUUGGAUUUGGAUAUCGACCCAACAAUCAUCGUGGAGAAGGAGGAGGAGCACCCGAAAGAGUACAUCCACCAUUGACAACGGCUGUGCGCUCCAUUUCAUUACGUCGCGUUACCGACAUUGCAUUUACAGGUGUUGUUUUCUAUGGCUCUUGUACGACAUUGACAAGCUUGCAUUUACAUGCAUGCAACAUCAGUGACGAAUGCAUUCGACGUUUGGCAGAGAACAACAACAAUUUAUCUACCUUUCCACAGCUCAAACAGCUUCAUCUCAUUAUGGUCAACGACUUGACAGAGUUUGGAUUGGACGAGCUUUUAUUGGCAUGCACACCUCGUUUGGAACAGUUGGUGAUAAAACGUGCACCCGACAUGAUCCUAUCCGAUCAUACGCUCGAUACAUUCAGCCUCGUGGCAUCCCUUGUUGAUAUCACUUAUGACCAGCCUGAUCAAGUAUCCCCCAUGGCUAUCCGACGCUUGGUGACAGAUAAACAUAUCCUGUUGAAUCGUGUUGGUACCUUUUGCAAACUCCAUUUGGCCUUCAACUAUCAUACGCGUCUCACCGUUCAUUUCCCCACACAAAUGAGUGUCGAUGCUCUUUUACAAACAUCCUCUUCUUCUCUUUGA
Messenger RNA from Lichtheimia ornata, 1362 nucleotides. RefSeq lists its product as uncharacterized. The transcript is spliced from 2 exons. Lineage: Eukaryota; Fungi; Mucoromycota; Mucoromycetes; Mucorales; Lichtheimiaceae. The record is from RefSeq and is a predicted model, not a curated record. The coding region runs from base 1 to 1362 and encodes 453 amino acids. Gene Ontology annotation, molecular function: protein binding.